AUGACAUGCUGAUAAAACUUUGGAAUUGGGAGAAGUCAUGGGCGUGCCAGCAGGUGUUCGAAGGUCACUGUCACUACGUCAUGCAAAUAGCAAUAAAUCCGAAAGAUAAUAACACAUUUGCCAGCGCAUCCUUGGAUCGAACGCUAAAAGUAUGGCAGUUGGGGGCCGCUACGGCAAACUUCACACUGGAGGGGCAUGAAAAGGGCGUAAAUUGCGUAGACUAUUAUCACGGCGGUGACAAGCCCUACAUCAUUUCUGGAGCCGACGAUCGGCUCGUCAAGAUUUGGGAUUACCAAAACAAGACCUGCGUCCAAACUUUGGAAGGUCACGCUCAAAAUAUUAGCGCCGUCAGUUUUCACCCCGAAUUGCCGGUUGUACUCACCGGUAGCGAGGACGGUACUGUACGCAUCUGGCACGCGAACACGCACCGUCUUGAAAGCAGUCUUAAUUACGGCUUCGAGAGGGUUUGGACCAUCUGCUGUCUGAGAGGUUCGAACAAUGUGUCGAUCGGUUACGAUGAGGGUAGCAUCUUGGUCAAGGUCGGACGCGAGGAGCCGGCCGUCAGCAUGGACUCAAGCGGUGGGAAGAUAAUUUGGGCGCGUCACUCGGAGUUGCAGCAAGCCAACCUGAAGGCGUUGAAUGAGGGAGUCGAAAUACGGGAUGGGGAGCGUUUACCAGUUGCAGUCAAAGACAUGGGUGCUUGCGAAAUUUACCCGCAAACGAUUCAGCACAAUCCCAAUGGCCGAUUUGUUGUGGUGUGUGGCGAUGGGGAGUAUAUAAUUUACACUGCGAUGGCGCUGAGAAAUAAAGCGUUUGGCAGUGCCCAGGAGUUUGUGUGGGGUCAAGAUUCGAGUGAGUACGCGAUAAGGGAGGCGGGUUCGACUGUGCGCAUUUUUAAGAACUUUAAGGAAAAGAAAAGCUUUAAACCUGAUUUCGGUGCCGAAGGUAUUUUCGGUGGUUGGCUUUUGGGAGUUAAGUCGGUUUCCGGGUUGACCUUUUACGAUUGGGAGACAACUGUGCUGAUUCGUCGUAUUGAAAUACAACCGCGGUCCGUUUAUUGGUCUGACAGUGGUCGUUUAGUGUGCAUAGCUACGGAGGACAGUUUUUAUAUAUUGAGCUAUGACUCUGAAGAAGUUACAAAAGCUCGUGAAGCCGGGGAAUCAGCGGAAGACGGUGUUGAAGCUGCCUUUAACGUUUUAGGGGAAAUUAACGAAUCGGUUCGUACGGGUUUGUGGGUUGGAGAUUGCUUCAUCUAUACCAAUUCGGUUAAUCGCAUCAAUUACUACGUGGGUGGAGAGCUAGUCACUGUGGCUCACUUAGAUCGACCGCUGUAUUUGUUGGGUUAUGUUCCGCGUGAAGACCGCUUGUAUUUAAUAGAUAAAGAAUUGGGUGUUGUAAGUUAUCAACUACUUCUAUCAAUGCUGGAAUAUCAAACGGCCGUUAUGCGGCAAGAUUUUGCUACUGCCGACCGAGUUCUACAUUCCAUUCCCAAAGAACACCGUACCCGAGUCGCCCACUUUUUGGAAAAGCAAGGUUUUAAGCAACAGGCUCUGGCGGUCAGUACAGAUCCCGAACAUCGCUUUGAGUUAGCUGUCAGCUUAAAAGACGUUAAAACUGCCGAAAGUCUUGCAAUAGAAGCUAACAACCCACAGAAGUGGAAUCAACUGGGCGAGUUGGCCAUUUCAUUAAAUAAUUUAACACUCGCGAAGGACUGCAUGAAGAAAGCUCAGGAUUAUGGAGGACUGUUGCUAAUGGCAAGCAGCUCCGGUGACGUCGACCUCAUGCGUUAUUUAGCCGAAACUACUGCCUCCACUAACAAGCACAACAUCGCCUUCUUGGCUUACUUCAUGUUGGCUGACCUACACAAGUGUUUAGACAUUUUAAUCUCGACGGAUCGCGUCCCAGAAGCCGCAUUUUUCGCUAGAUCUUAUUUACCCGAUCAGAUCUCCAGGGUGGUCAAGCUUUGGCGUCAGAAGUUAUCGGUUAUAAACCAGAAGGCGGGGCAAAGUCUCGCCGAUCCAGAGCAGUACGAAAAUCUAUUUCCUGGUCUCGACGAAGCCAUUGCGACGCAAAGAUUCCUCGAAAAGGAAUAUUCCACCUUUGCGCCUUCGGUGGCGGCAGCGAGCACAGUUCCAAAUCGGAAACGAAAUCCCAUUGAAGAAAUGAAAGCGGCGGUUGCCAGUGGUCUGUUUACUUUUGGUGAUGGCUUAAAAAGUGUUGCAGAAAAACCGUUAGAAUUGCAAAAGUCUGAUGCGGUUCCCACCGGCAUACUCUUAGAUGUACCCUCGUCCACAAAAGUUCCAUCAUCAGCGGUUCCACCUGAAGACGACGAUUUAGACUUUGAUUUAGAAGGAAUGAAUUUAGAUGAUAACAUUGACACUUCCGACAUCAACAUUGAUGAUGAGUUAUUAACUGAGUAAUUGCGCCAUUUUGUAAUUUUUGUAUUAGUAUUAUUUUAACUCAUUUCCAAAGGCUCCUACAACAUCAUGUAAAGUAUAAAUAUAAAAUAGUAGUGAAUCAUUUUCACAUUGUUCUAAUAAUUUAUAAGAAAUAUAUUUGUGUAUAUUAA
Photinus pyralis (common eastern firefly) is the source of this 2569-nucleotide messenger RNA. RefSeq names its product coatomer subunit beta' (gene beta'COP). Gene Ontology annotation, biological process: endoplasmic reticulum to Golgi vesicle-mediated transport; intra-Golgi vesicle-mediated transport; intracellular protein transport. Gene Ontology annotation, molecular function: protein binding; structural molecule activity. NCBI's taxonomy places the organism in Eukaryota, Metazoa, Arthropoda, Insecta, Coleoptera, Lampyridae. The record is from RefSeq and is a predicted model, not a curated record. Gene Ontology annotation, cellular component: COPI vesicle coat.